Molecule: messenger RNA, 742 nt
Organism: Limulus polyphemus (Atlantic horseshoe crab)
Lineage: Eukaryota; Metazoa; Arthropoda; Merostomata; Xiphosura; Limulidae
Product: xenotropic and polytropic retrovirus receptor 1 homolog
Exons: 5
Biological process (GO): phosphate ion transport; cellular response to phosphate starvation
Cellular component (GO): Golgi apparatus; plasma membrane; cytoplasm
Molecular function (GO): inositol hexakisphosphate binding
Source: RefSeq, a predicted model, not a curated record
GUUAACUUUUAAUUUGAAAGCCUUGAAUAGAGAAACCCAGAAGCAGGUACGGACACACACACGGAAGAUCCAUGAACUAAAGCUUGCGUUUAGUGAGUUUUACCUGAGUUUGAUCCUUUUGCAGAAUUACCAGAAUCUUAACUUUACUGGUUUUAGAAAAAUUUUGAAAAAGCAUGAUAAGUUGUUAGGUACUGAUGCCGGAGCAAAAUGGAGACAGACCUUUGUGGAGAUUGCACCUUUUUACACCAACAAAGAUAUUGAUAAACUUAUUCAAGAAACUGAGCAAUCUCCUUCAACAACCUUCAAAGUGGGCUUGUUUUCUGGUGCCUUUUUAGUAUUGAUCAUUACUGUUAUUCUAUCAGGUGUGUUCAGUAAAGCCAGGAAUGAGUGGCGUAUUGUGUUUCGACUCUACAGGGGCACCUUACUCAUCAUAUUGUUCAUGUUCUUGAUUGGUAUUAAUGUGUACGGGUGGCGCACAUCGGGAGUAAAUCAUGUUCUCAUUUUUGAACUGGACCCUAGAAACCACUUAUCAGAACAACAUUUGAUGGAGAUGGCAGCAAUAUUCGGAGUUCUGUGGACAAUGAGUGUCCUUGCCUUCCUCUAUAGUAAUACCCUUGCUAUUCCUGCCUAUGCAAAUCCACUGGCUCUUGUAGUUAUCAUGUUUUUUUUUCUCAUCAAUCCAGUAAAGACAAUGAGACACCAUGCCAGGUUCUGGCUUCUUCGAAUUCUGGUUCGUAUUUGA